This is a messenger RNA of Linum trigynum, 6882 nucleotides long. The record is from the annotation of a GenBank genome assembly. NCBI's taxonomy places the organism in Eukaryota, Viridiplantae, Streptophyta, Magnoliopsida, Malpighiales, Linaceae.
UAUGACUCAUAAAUUUGUCCUUACAAUAAUCAACGUAAUCAAUUUCAGAAAUUAUAUGGAACAAGCUUAAUUUUGAUUUUCUUAAGAACAAAAAAAUCAUAAAUAAUGUUGUUACAAAUUCACAAGUUGCCUUGUUCAUUUUUGUACAAGUAAAAUUGAAAAUCAUUUCGAGAUUUAACCGUAUUUUGAAUAGUUUAAAAUAAUGAUUAUAAAACUGGGUGCAUAAACAACAUACACAAAUAAUUAAAGGAAUAUACAUUAUAGAAACAUCCUAUAUUUAUUUGAUAUUGUAUUAAUUAAUUCACUUUGAAUACGACAUCAACAUGAUAACACUCCAAAACACAUAAAAAAAUCUUUGCAUGAUCUCUGCCAUCACAGAAACCACAUGUAUCAUGACCAUAUCCUAGGAUUUGGACUCAAACCUCAAUACCCCUAUUGUUAAUUAUUUAAGUAAAGUUGCCAUCAACAUCGUUUCAUUAUAUGAUGACUACCACGCAAGGAGUAAAAGUUGGGAGGGUUGGAUUUGAUGAGAGAGUGGGAAAUAAAAUUUAAACUCCCAGAUUAAUUAACAGUAUACAUCCUUGCCCGAUACUAAAAUGAAAGAGAGAUGUUAUGUAGAAUAUAUACUAAUCUUCAAUGUUAAUGAGUGUUAGAUUUUAUUAGCAUGAGCAAAGUUAAUGGGGCACACAGUUUAUAUGUUAGUUUGUCAAUAUCAAAAUUGAUUCCGUUGGACAAAUUAAGUCAAGGAGUUAUCUAUAUAUAAUUCUAUAAUAACAAAUUAUUUUAUAUAACCAUAUCGAUCAAUCGGCCGAUCCUGCAUUCAAUGCCCCUCCGUUAAGAAUUAAAACUCUAUUUAUUGGAGGUAUUCGUCCGUUUCGGACGGACUUAAGCUUCAUUAUGAGCUUUUAAAUCAUCAUUUAUUUGAUGUUAUUAGGGGAAUUCCCUAUUCAUGUGGGUUAGCUCAAUUAUUUUCUUUGUUGACCUUUUGAUUGGAAGAUACCGGCAUCUAAUCUAUAUCUAUACUAUAUAUUAUGGCAAUUCAAAAGUAACUUCUUGCCACAUAAGCACUUGGAGAAUUCACAAGUUGCCAAGGUGGACAACUUUUUUUGCAAACAAAAAAUUCAUUAUUGAUCUAUUUAUGGAGCUAUCUCUCUCUUCUUUUAAUAUUUCUACUCAUUUUUACUAAAAGUUAAUAAUAAAUUACAUUUUUAUGAGAAUGUAAACAAACACACAAAAGUAUAAUAUUUUUGUCAAUUAAAAAAAUAUAAAGAUGGAAAUAGAGAGUGACUAUAUCGAAUUCGUUUAAAUAAAAAAAAAUAUGAUUAAAUUUUAUCAAGUAAAUUUUCUACUCAUUUUCACAAAAACUUAAUAAUAAGUUACAUUUUGACAAAAAUUUAAAAAAGUACACAUAUAUAAUAAUAUUUGUAUCAAUUAAACAAAAUAUUACAAUAGAAAUAUUGAAAACAAAUUAUUAAAAAGGUACACACAUAUAAUAAUAUUUUUAUCAAUCGACUUUGAAAAUGAAAUAUAUGAAUUUAUAUUUUUUGUAUUAACAACUCCCUUAUUUCUAAUGUAUUUGUUUUGGUCAAAUUAUUUCUAAUAUAUAUUUCUAUCAAAUAAAACAAGUCUUAUAUAGUAAAAGGCCUGAAUAUAAGUUUGACUAAGCAAUAAUAGUUCUUUCUGUAAAAAACUUAUUAUUCAUCAUGAUUAAGUGAAAAAAUAUAUUCAAGUUCUAUCUUCUGUUUCUCAAAUUAAGAGGAAUCAGGUGUGCAAUACUUUAUAAUUUGUCCUAGGGUUCAUAUAAAAAUAUUCACUCUAGAUCAUAUUAAUUGAACAAUCUCUAUUGAAGUCAUAAGUCGAAUGCUAAGUAAUUUCUUUUCAGAUUUGGAGUUAUUGUUGAACAUUGUUACAUCAAAGUUUUCAAAAUGACUUAAGUAUGAUUUUUGACGAGUUUUGAGUUCAUACCUAAGAUGAGACACAACAUCACUUAAAAAACAACACGUGUGAAGGUUAAGAAAAUCUUCUUUGAGGAUAUACGAUAAACAUCAUGUUUCAUCAACCACUAACCUUAGCAUUGAUCAAAUAAGGGUUGAAAAAAUUUAUUUUAUAGUUGAUGUCUUGGUAGACAAAUCUAAAUUUGAGGAUAGAGGCAAUAAAUAAACAUAAGUGUGUUAGUUGAGAUAUCUAAACAAAAAACUUUUGUAGCUACAAGAAUCUGAAUUGAGGUAUUGUGUUAAAAUAAAGAACCUUUAAUAAGGAUGAGUUUAGUAAGACAAUUGUAAGAAAACAUUGGGAUAGUUUGCUUCGUGGAUUUGAAAACUGAAGGUUUUAAUAAAACUUGGAUUUUGUAAAAGCAUGGAUAUAUGAAGGUUUUUGGUUCAUUAUGUAUUUGAAAAUACCAUAUUUCGUUUCAUAGAUUUCAUGAUGCAUUUGGUUAAUUAAAUUUGUAUGUUGGAAGUGAAAAUGACAUAUAUUACUCUCAUUGGUACGAGAAGGGAAAUGAAAUAAGAGGGGUAGGUUGGUCAUAAAUAAUAAACUGCAAAUUCCAUGAUGAAUUUCCAUCUAAAGAGGUGAAAUUUUCAAGUCUGUGGGGCCCACAAAUUUGGAACCUUAAAAUACAUGAGACACACAUAUUUGUUGCCUCUAAAUACAUGAAGCAAACAAUGGUUGCACAAAGUUCACGAUAGCUCCAAAUUCAUCAAGCAAACAACCCCACCUAUAUGGUUAUAAGUCUGUGACUCCAUACCAAAUUUUGGCAAUAACAAAAAAAAUUUCAAUAUCGAAGUCUCAAAAUGGAAAUUUUUUGGUUAGUAACAGUAAAGCUUUUGUAUUUAGAUCGAGUUAUCCUAGACACAAAAUUUCGUUUUCAUAUUUCAGUCGAUGAGCCGAGUUCAUAGCCAUUAAUUAGGGUUAAAAAUUAAAAUAAAAUCAUUAUACAUAUUCUUAGAUAUUAAUAGAUAUGUCUACAAUACUUUCAAGAAUUCAAAUGCAUGUAAAAUGUCACAAUGUUUCUACGAGUUAUUACAUUUUAUAAAAAAAAUAAAAAGUAAAUUAAGUUAAUAAAAAUGAAUGCAACAUUUUUGUUUGUUCCUAUUCCUUUUCCCAUACAACAUUGAAAAUAAAACACAACAUUGAUAAUAAAGAAACUAGAUCAAGCCCCAUAAAAACAAAUAAAGCUCUCUUCUUAUUUGCUUAAAUUUUGAGUUUCUAGAAUUUGUCUUCUCUACUUUUUUUGUAUAUAGAUAUAGGAAAGGAAAUGGUAAGGCAUAUUGAUUUUUUUUCCCCUCUUUGUAGGAGAAUAGGAGGCGGGAGUUACAUGAUGCAGUGAUUUGUUGGGAAAGAAUUGAACAACGCUAACAUAUUUUUGCCUAUUGACGAAGAAAAGUCCAACCUAUCAUUUCUCCCUCUUCCCUUUUGAUUUGAUCCUCAGUGGGCUAUUGAUAUUUCUUUCUCGGAGAUAUCUGACUGCUAGCGGUUGACUGGCCGAGUUAUAGUAUUCUUCCCAUUCUUUUCUUAAUAUCUUCCAGAUUAUGGCGGCUGGAUAGUAAAUUUCCCUUUUCGAUUCAAUGGUUGUAUUUCUUCUUCGUUAUUCAGGUAGUUGUUUUAUGGUUCUCUGUUAUCCUGUAUACUUUGAUGUAAACAUGUAACAUAUAAUUCAAAGGGUUCGUUGCUUGGACUUGGAGCAUCUCUUCCCUUUUGAUCUGAUCCGCAGUGGGCAAUUGAUAUUUCUUCCUCGGAGAUAUCUGACUGAUAGCGGUUGACUGGCCGAGUUAUAGUCUUCUUCCCAUUCUUUUCUUAAUAUCUUCCAGAUUACGGCGGCUGGAUAGUAAAUUUCCCGUUUCGAUUCAAUGGUUGUAUUUCUUCUUCGUUAUUCAGGUAGUUGUUUUAUGGUUCUCUGUUAUCCUGUAUACUUUGAUGUAAACAUGUAACAUAUAAUUCAAAGGGUUCGUUGCUUGGACUUGGAGCAUCUCUCCUUUGGUUGAAUAAUUGAUCGUUUUCCUUGGAGGCCUAUUGCAACUGGAUCCCUUGGAUGUAAAGAUGGAAACCAUAGUUGUGAGGGUUGUUCAUUAUGUUUAUUAUGUUCAUGAGUGACAUGCUACUAGCUAGCUAUAUGACGAUGAUCUGAUCAAGUAAAUAGUAUGUAACAGGGGGUUAUAAGUAGGAGAGAACAUAUUUGGGAUUUUAUAAAGGGCGCGAAGAAGAAAUAAAGUGGUAGCAAAUGUCGAUGUUUUCCCCCAUUUCUAGACGUUUGUAAUGACAUUGGUUUGUUUCCUUAGCGUGAAUUUUGCCUAAUUAAAUUCCUAACUAAAGCUUGAUUUUGGCCUGAUUGUUUCUAAUAACUACUAUUUGGAUUGAUGCAUCAAUUCGAUUCACAAUGGGGACUCUGCAAGAUAUAAUGACUUGAGUUAUAUUGAAGUAUACAACUUUUACUAUUCAUUUAUGUUAUUAUUAGGUAGAAAAACAUGAUCCUUUUGGCAGGGGUAUGUAGCUCUCUACAAAAUAUAAAUUUUGAUUAUAUGCAGUUUAGUUUACUGAAAACAUAGUUUUAAUAAAUUAGUGACAAACAAUAGUUUUAUUUGUGGUUGGUUUUGCUAGAAUAUUUUCAAGGUAAAUUAAACGAAUAAGUGGAAGAUUGAUAAUGUGGAUGCCAAUGUGGUUUCUCAUUCUUCCAAAAUUACACGAGUAACUGAUACUACACGAUAAUUGUGGGAUCUAGAUCACGAUAUUCUCUAUUAUCAUAUACCAACGUACGAGAAGGGUGAGAAAAUGAAAGCUCUUCACUUUUUUUUAUUAAUUGAAAUAUAUUUGCAAGUUUUAACUUUUUCUUUUGUGUCCUUCAAAAUUUUAACUUCUUUGUCACUUUGUGUGCUAAAAAUUUAAUAAUCUCUUAGUUUAUAUCUUAAAUGGUGGAUUCGAUACAUAAUUAUAAAUCAAUAAAGAAAAUACUACAGAGAGCUCAUUUAAUAAAAUUAAAAUUUCAUAAAUAAAUGAAAGAUAUAAAAAUGUGAAACAAUAUAUGAAAUUUGGUAAGUGAGAUUAACAAUUCAAUGUAUAAUAGUUUAACAUAAUGAAUCAUAAAUAAAAUUAUAAUGAAUCAUAAACAGUGAGAUUAACAAUUCAAUGUAUAAUAGUUUAACAUAAUGAAUCAUAAAUAAAAUUAUAAUACUAGGACGAAAAAUAUAAUAACCAAUCAAAAUUUGCCGCCCAACGGGCGGGUAUAAAGCUAGUUUAUUUGAUGGUAUUAGGUACCCUACAACGGCUCUAAUGGGGAUAGAGCUUUGCUCGACAAUGGCAUGUUCUGUUAAUGGUAAUUAUAGGCCUUCAAUGUGUGCUUUAUUGGCAGUUAAUGGGUUUGACAAACCAAUGGGACACACACAAGUUUGAUCUUUUACAUAUAAAUGGGCUUUUGAAGUGGGGUGGAUUUUUGGUCUUCCAAAUUGGUUUAAUGGAGAUUAUCUUAAUUACAUGCUUCUAACCUAAGUUUUGAAGAGGACGUAUCAAAAUGGAUCACCUAUGGUAUCUUAAUUCAUAGAUAACUGGGUUCCAGGGAAUAAACCCUUAAUUCCGAGUACCCGACCCCAUAUUCAAAAUGGAUCACCUAUGGUAUCUUAUUUCAUAAAAAAAGGCCAAGGGGAAUGGGACGUAUCAAAACUCCAAAAUUGCUUUAAACCUCAAUCGGUUGAUCUCAUCAGGAGAAUUCAUCUUCCUCGCUACCCACAGCAAGACAUUAGAGUGUGGCACUAUCCCAAGGAUGGGAAAUACACAAUCAAAUCGGGCUAUCACUUAGCUCUGGAAAUAACAUUGGCAUUAAGCCGAAAAUCGAUAGUGCAUAUCAUUGACCAUCCUAUUUGGAAAAAAAACUUGGAAUAUCCAAGUCCCGCCGCCUAAGCUCAAAAUUUUCAUAUGGCAAUGCCUCAAAGUCAUAUUUCCCACAGUAGUGGCCCUUCAAUCUCGUGGAGUCAACUGUCUCAACCGAUGCCCUGCCUGCUGGAGACAUCGAGAAAGCAUUAGACAUUUAUUCUUCAGAUGCCCCUAGCCACCAGAUUGUGGACUUUAGUGGGAUUGAGCAACUUUAUUGAGACCGCCCAGACUGUUAACUUUAGUCUACGGUGGCGACAUGUCAUGGUCUCCGAGACCUCCCCAUUCCACAUUCUCCAAUGCGUCUGUUUACUUUGGAGAAUCUGGAAGUCUAGAAAUAAAGUGACCUUUGAAUUUAUCCAACCCCAUGUCCGUUCCCUAGCCAGACAGUUCUACAUCCAGGUCCUCGAUUUCUCCAAUCUUCUUCCUCCUCCUCCGCCCCGCAACUAUCUAAUCCCAAAUCAUCCUGCCACCACUUGGGUCCCUCUAAUAGAAGACUUUUUGAAGAUCAACGUCGACGCUGCUGUUUGUGCCACUGGUUGUUCGUCUGGGCUUGUUAUCCGUGGGUCAGACGGGCAUGUGGUGUUGGCGCUCGGGGUGCAGCAUCAAGGAAUAGUCAAUCCUUAUCUGGCAGAGCUUCUAGCUUUUAGAGACGUCAUCUCCAUCGUAGCCUCAAGAUCCUUGACCCACGUGAUAAUCGAAGUUGAUUCAGUAGUGGUGGUCAACCAAGUCCGUCAAGGCGUCAUUGAAGACUCGAUUGGUGGUCCGGUGUUACGAGAGUGUCUUCAAAUCCUUAGAUCUUUGUCUGUUUGUAUAUAGUUUAGGGCGGUACCUAGAUCCGCCAACAGUGCUGCCCAUAGAGUGGCGCGUAAAGCACUGCUUUUGUCUCGUGUAGAGCUAGAAUCUUUUGAUUUCUUGGGGUGGCUUCUUUAAAAUCUGUUAGGUGUCCUGGGUAGAAUUGUAAGUUUAACUAUUUUCUUCCAUUGAUAUCACUCAGAAAUAAAAUAAAAUAAAAAGUUAACU